This is a messenger RNA of Penicilliopsis zonata CBS 506.65, 765 nucleotides long. RefSeq lists its product as hypothetical. The record is from RefSeq and is a predicted model, not a curated record. Lineage: Eukaryota; Fungi; Ascomycota; Eurotiomycetes; Eurotiales; Aspergillaceae. Gene Ontology annotation, cellular component: RNA polymerase III complex. The transcript is spliced from 3 exons. Gene Ontology annotation, biological process: transcription by RNA polymerase III. Bases 1 to 765 code for a protein of 254 amino acids.
AUGUCGCGCGCGGGAGCAAAGAAGGGCAGGAGACUUCCCGGUGCUGAAUUCAGCUGGGACGCCGAUCCGGGGGGGGAAGCAGAUACGGCGCCGACUCCAUUGUUUCCUAAAUACUCUGUCCCCCCAGCUCGCCUCUUAUCGGCCCGUGAACAGCUCCAGGUUGACCAGUACCGUGAGCUCCGCGAACGACACCACGAAGGGCCGUAUUACUCUGUUCUGGAUGUUGCCGCGUCGGCGGCGAGAAAAGGCAGCGCGGCGCGUGCGCACUUUGAUCCGUUCCACGGCAUGCCCUCGUACUCGAGGCGGUAUCAGAAGAAGAAGCGGGCGCUCCCCCGGCUCCAGGGGCGGACCUACGUGAUGAAGUUCUUCCCUCGGGAGUUAUGGAGCACCAUCCAGCCAAGUUUCAAAGGCGACGGAGCAGGACUCGACUUCCCUGUAACGAAGAUCAGCUUCAAGCGCGGUUUCGAGGAUGACGACGAGGAGGAAGAAGAGGACGCAGCGAAGCGUCGACGACGCACCGAUGGAGAAGAAGGGGAGGACGACGAGGCUGCCGAACGGGACGAGGAAGCGGACCGAGAGCUGCUGGAGGACGAUGAAGAUGCAGAGGAGGAAAUCGUCGACGAUGACUUUGAGGAAGACGAUGAUGAGAUGGGUGGCGACUACAACGCGGAACAGUACUUUGACGGCGGAGACGACGAGUACGGUGAAGAUGGAUUCGGCGACGGCGGCGGCGGCGGUGGCGGCGGUGACGAGGAUGUCUAUUAG